Molecule: messenger RNA, 767 nt
Organism: Miniopterus natalensis
Lineage: Eukaryota; Metazoa; Chordata; Mammalia; Chiroptera; Miniopteridae
Gene: CHD3
Product: chromodomain helicase DNA binding protein 3
Biological process (GO): chromatin remodeling; cilium movement
Cellular component (GO): NuRD complex; chromatin; nucleus
Molecular function (GO): histone binding; ATP-dependent chromatin remodeler activity; ATP binding
Source: RefSeq, a predicted model, not a curated record
AUGCCACGCCGGGGCCUAGUUGCCGGGCCAGACUUUGAGUAUUUCCAGCGUCGGUAUUUCACGCCGGUUGAGGUGGCCCAACACAACCAGCCAGAAGACCUCUGGGUGUCUUACCUGGGAUACGUAUACGACCUAACGCCGUUGGCACAAGAGUACAAAGGAGAUCUGCUGCUGAAACCCAUCCUGGAAGUUGCGGGUCAGGACAUCAGCCACUGGUUUGAUCCAAAGACCAGAGACAUCCGCAAGCACAUAGAUCCGCUGACCGGUUCCCAGAGAUACCGCACCCCCCGGGGCCGCUUUCUUCACGUCCCGCCUCAACUGCCGCGUUCCGACUGGGCCAAUGAUUUCGGAAAGCCCUGGUGGCAGGGGUCGCGCUAUCAAGUGGGGCGGCUGUCCGCUAAGACCCGGAACAUCCGUAUCAUUAACACGCUCACGUCCCAGGAGCACACACUGGAGGUGGGGACCCUGGAAUCAAUGUGGGAAAUCUUACACCGCUAUCUCCCCUAUAACGCACAUGCUGCCAGCUACACAUGGAAAUAUGAAGGGAAGACUCUGAACAUGGACUAUACCUUGGAAGAGAAUGGGAUCCGAGAUGAGGAGGAAGAAUUUGACUAUCUCAAUAUGGAUGGUACACUCCACACACCUGCAAUAUUGCUCUACUUCAAUGAUGACCUCACAGAGCUAUAGGAAAAGAGAGAUAUAUGCUUAUGUAGACUCAAGACAUAUUUUGAAUUUGGCUGUUUCUGUACCCUAUAGGAAAAGAGAUU